AUGAUUGAGCAUUGGACAAAACCACUUCUUACAAAGUUCAAGAUCAAUGUCGACGGGGCCAUCUUCGAAAGUGAAAAUCGGUUUGGGUUUGGGUUCAUAGUUAGGGACUCGGCUGGGAAGCUUGUUCAAGCAGUUUCGGGGAGUAAAAUUGGCGUGGUUGCUCCUGAGAUUGUUGAGGUGGUGGGAAUGAAAGAAGUCUUGAGUUGGAUAAAGACGAAGAAAAUAACUGAUGUGGAAAUUGAAACUGAUUCUUUAGUUACUGUUCAGGCUAUCAAUGGUUCAGUUCAAAUGCCAUCUCAGUUUGGGUUACUUAUUCAAGACUGUCGUUCUUUAUUAUCUGAGUUACAAGAUGUUUUUAUUUCUUUUGUUAAACGAUCUGCAAAUAGGGCUGUUCAUUGCAUUGCAAGGCAAUCCUGUUUUAUGUCAGAUUGUAUGUUUGAUGAAUUUUCUGCUCCAUCACAUUUGCUUUCUAUUGUAAGGGAUGAUAUCAUUUUAAGUUGA
Cannabis sativa is the source of this 501-nucleotide messenger RNA. RefSeq lists its product as uncharacterized. Gene Ontology annotation, molecular function: nucleic acid binding; RNA-DNA hybrid ribonuclease activity. The record is from RefSeq and is a predicted model, not a curated record. Lineage: Eukaryota; Viridiplantae; Streptophyta; Magnoliopsida; Rosales; Cannabaceae. The transcript has 2 exons. The coding region runs from base 1 to 501 and encodes 166 amino acids.